CAUACCGAUCCUUCCACCGAAAAAAACGUAGUGCCUCCGCCUCGUCUCCUCCUCGGACCUCUCCCGCUCCGCACGCAGGACACCGGUGCCGCCGCCGCCGCUCGCGCCCCGCCUGUGUCCGUGCCUCCCCUUUCUCUCCCUCCCUCCUCUCUUACCGACGCACCGGCUUGGCCCGAACGCGGCCGCCUCCAUGCCCCUUGUGCGGCUAGCCCCUAGGUCCAUGUGCUCAAGGAAACCCUAGGUACGGGAGCUCAAGGGCUCGGCUGUGCGUGGCAUCUUCCUCUCCGGUGGCGCGACAGCACGAGAAUGCACCGGCGCCGUGGCCUGGGUGCCCCCUUCCCCCGGCGUGCCCCCGACACGGCAUUGCAGGGCGAGCGAAGCCGUGCAGCUUCUCAGAUGGCUCCACAAGGUGUGCGUGAUGGGAUGCUCCUGCGUCGGCGCACCUCCCCGUCUUCUCACGCCGGCAGUGUGGUAACUACGACAUUAUUGCUUACUGAGGACCUUGUUGACAACAUCAUAAGACCAGACUCAGUGGAUAUCCAUAUUUUCAAGAUGUCACUUCAUUUCCUUCCAAUUCUACAUUACCAAGCAAAGCAAGCUCCAGUUUGUCUUCAUGUCUUGAUAACAUGGGAUAUGGGAAUACCACCCACUUGAUGAUACUAUGAUAGUCGAGAGCACAUAUACAUCUUGCUUUGGCCGAUGCAAAGGUACAUGUCAAUUUUCUUGUGUACUUUCCUUUUGUCGAUAUAUAUAGACUAUCACUGUAUUCUUCUUAUAUAUGUAUAUAGUAGUAAGCCAUGUGUGCCAAAAUUCUACGGGUCAUCACAUAAGGCAAGAUGCUGCAUUUGUCAGAUAUAGGACAAUACCAUGUCUGCUGCAGUUUUGGAUUGCUACUGUCCAGCUUCGGAUUGGAAUUAAGUAUGUGACUUCACAAUACGAUUUGACAAACACACUUUAAUUUGUCUUCUCUGCGUUCAGUUCCAACUCAUCUUGUGGUUUUUACUAAUUUAGACAAAAGGAAAAAAAUGUUCUUCAACCAAUACAAAUGAAUGGAGUAGGUUGUUUCUAGGAGCACUAAUUAUUUAUGGCAGCUUUGUGAGUAAAAUGAAAAUCCUUUGUUCUUCGUGAUGCUUUGUUCUUUAAAUUUCAGAGAAACACAUCAACUGAAUUUAGAAUUAAGGGCUAUAUCUGAUUGCUCCCUGUUUUAGUCAUCUUUUGGUGGAUAUAUGUUCACCGCAUUGAACUGAGAUUGUUUUCUUCCAUUAUGAUAUUUGAUUUCCAUCUACAGAUAAUUUGUGUUUAUGCAGAUAA
Sorghum bicolor (sorghum) is the source of this 1311-nucleotide messenger RNA. RefSeq lists its product as uncharacterized. The record is from RefSeq and is a predicted model, not a curated record. The coding region runs from base 307 to 654 and encodes 115 amino acids. The transcript is spliced from 3 exons. NCBI's taxonomy places the organism in Eukaryota, Viridiplantae, Streptophyta, Magnoliopsida, Poales, Poaceae.